Messenger RNA from Oncorhynchus mykiss (rainbow trout), 2488 nucleotides. The record is from RefSeq and is a predicted model, not a curated record. Lineage: Eukaryota; Metazoa; Chordata; Actinopteri; Salmoniformes; Salmonidae.
CAGACAGCCAUAGCCAGGAGCGCACUGGCAGCUGGACUGACAGACAGACACAGACAGACAACCAGCUAAAUGUGGCCAGGGCGGUCACCUGAUGAUUGCUCAAUCUUGACUCACGGUUCAGGAAUACACUAUAUUACACCUAAAGCAACAACAAGCAAUGUGAUUUUAGAUUUGGUACAAAAGAUAUCAAUUAAAGUCAGCUACAUUCACAACCGGUAAGGACAAGGGAGUGUCUGUCAACUAAGUGUAAGUUGGAUGACUAGGUCGUUUUUCUGCAGUGAUUGAAGGAAGAUGACGGUGACCUACUCCAGUAAAGUCGCCAACGCCACGUUCUUCGGUUUCCAUAGACUUCUACUGCGAUGGAGAGGCAGCAUCUACAAACUGCUUUAUCGGGAGUUUAUAGUCUUUGUACUGUUAUAUACCUUGGUGAGCCUCGUUUACAGACUCGCCCUCUCAGACCCUGAAAAGCGUUUCUUUGAAAAGUUGGCUCUUCACUGUAACAAGUAUGCAGAACAGAUUCCAGUCACGUUUGUGCUCGGUUUCUACGUCACCCUGGUGGUCAACCGUUGGUGGAACCAGUUCGUGAAUCUGCCUUGGCCCGACCGCCUCAUGUUCCUGGUCUCCAGCUGUGUUCACGGCCACGACGAGCAGGGCCGCCUCCUCAGACGCACGCUGAUGCGCUACGUCAAUCUCACCUCACUGCUCAUCUUCCGCUCCGUCAGCACCGCCGUCUGUAAGAGGUUCCCCACCAUGGAGCAUGUGGUGGAGGCAGGCUUCAUGACUCCAGAAGAGAGGAAGAUCUUUGAUGCUGUCAAGUCUCCCCACCUGAAGUACUGGAUCCCUGUGGUGUGGUUUUCUAACAUGGCGUCCAGGGCUCGGACGGAGGGGCGCAUCAAGGACAGCGUGGACCUGCAGACCAUCCUCAACGAGAUGAACACAUUCAGGACUUGGUGCUCUACUCUAUUUGGUUAUGACUGGGUUGGGAUUCCUCUCGUCUACACACAGGUAGUAACCCUGGCCGUCUACACCUUCAUCUUUGCCUGUAUUAUUGGUAGACAGUUCUUGGACCCAGCUCAGGGUUACCCAGGUCAUGACCAGGACUUUUACGUUCCCAUCUUCACUAUGCUACAGUUCUUCUUCUACUCUGGCUGGCUCAAGGUUGCUGAGCAGCUCAUUAAUCCAUUUGGAGAGGAUGAUGACGACUUCGAGGCUAACUGGUGUAUCGACAGAAAUCUGCAGGUGUCGUUGAUUGCGGUGGAUGAGAUGCACAUGAACUUCCCUCCGAUGACUAAAGACAUUUACUGGAACGACUCUGAGGCUCUGCCUCCCUACACCCUGGCUGCAGCCGACUACUGCAUACCCUCCUUCCUCGGAUCCACCAGAGAGUUGGAUCUAUCGGGCAUUUUUCAGUUCGGAGAGGCAGACAAAAUGGACAUUCACAGACAGGACAGCCACAACAGCAAUCACAACUUCCGUCAUGGUCGUCAAACGUCAGUCCUGGGGCACGUGCGUAGACUUCUCAGUGUCCAGGAUCCCCCAGAGCUCGUCCCUCCUCGGCCCUCCUUCAAACGUCACAGCAGUGAGGCCUUCUUCCCCUUCAGAUCUGACUCCCAUGACUACCCUGGAUCAGACGACCAGGCCUCCCCAGGACCUGAUCACUCUCUGUUCCCCAGACCCAACCUCUUUAACUCCCAUAACCCCCUCUCGACCAACCACCCUCUGGAUACGCUACGGGAGGUUAGUAGUACUCUUUCUUCCCUGGACACUGAGCCCCGUACGCCGUCCUUCACAGACCUGCCUCAGUGGGUGGUAAGUCCACCUGCUUCUUCUGAUGAUCAUGGGGAUAUUGGUUAUGGGGGUGAUGGAGGGACGUGUGGGGCGUUAUCUGGGGCUCCACAACCCCUGAAUCAUAUAGAGGCCUUCUCCCAACAGACAGGGCAUGAGCAGGCCUCAAGUAAGCCUGGGACUCCAGUAGAUCUGUCCCCCAUUGUGGAGGCUCCGGCCCUGAACACGAAUCAGGGCAACAGCUGUACCCAACCGAGGCCCAAGAAGUUGAGCUGGAACGUCCCCAAAGACUGGUGUAAGCCACAGAGACGUCAGCUGUCCUUCCAGUUCUCCAGACAGGGCUCAAAGAGCUCCCUGCACAGCCUGCCUAGUCCUCAAGGCCUAGGGAGGAGGAGAGGCCGAAACACUUCCACAGCCCUCCACUUUCCUGCUGAGCCUGCCCAGUUCCAAGCACUGCAAGUCCCCGAGACAGACAUUCUGGAGUCCAAUGGUCAUGAGAGUGACAAGAAGGACACCAAUGACAGCCAAGAGAACAAGGACAAGUCACAAUCGGAGAAGUCGUAAUGUUCUUCUGACAUACAGUCCAUAUCGACCUGCUGUACGAGUCACUUAACAGGCUCUCUAAGGGUGUACCCAGCAUUAUUAUAAUUGACACCCUAAUAAACAUCAAACGUUUGUUUUAUAAUAAAAUAUAAUGUAUUCA